Exophiala spinifera is the source of this 1680-nucleotide messenger RNA. RefSeq lists its product as uncharacterized. The coding region runs from base 1 to 1680 and encodes 559 amino acids. Gene Ontology annotation, molecular function: DNA binding; zinc ion binding. NCBI's taxonomy places the organism in Eukaryota, Fungi, Ascomycota, Eurotiomycetes, Chaetothyriales, Herpotrichiellaceae. The record is from RefSeq and is a predicted model, not a curated record. Gene Ontology annotation, biological process: DNA-templated transcription. The transcript has a single exon.
AUGCAGCAAGCUGAUCGCCAACUGGAAAAUUCGCCCUCAUCGCCAGUUCUUGAGCACAAUGUGUUUCACGCUCGACCCAGGACUGGGUCAUACAAUUCGCCAUUGCAGGUGGAUCGUCUUGAUCGGUCCGGAAGCACAAAUGAGGCAGACUAUCUGUCAGUCGCUGCCAUGGGUGAACCUCAGAAGCGAGACGCGUUCAGCCAUGAUCCGUCCUUCAUGACGAUGGUGCAGGAAGUCACGCGACUAUCGACGCUGUCUCAUUUACCCUCACGUUCACAGCAAGAUCAAGCACUGCCAGUCGAGCUUGUGAUCAGCCUGGAUUCGAUCCGCGACAGUCUGCAGCAGACAUGUGGCCAAGGCCUGAAACAAUAUGCUGAGAUUUAUGGGCGAUACCUGGGCAUGCUCCUGCCUCUCAUACCCGCGGACAACUGGCAUUCAGUCCUAGCACUCGCUUCGUGGAUAGAUCGAGGAGCUGCGCAUCUGCCGAUGGACCAGCCGGCGUGUGAGGUGAUGCUCUGUUUUUCGGCUUGCCUCGGUCUGAUAAACAGUCCGGAGUACGACACGGCACGGGAUACCGCGCAGAUGAUGGCGGCAUACUGUGCUAGACAGCUUCCGAUCGCGCUUCACCGCGCUUCAGACCUGGCAGCCGUGAGCUCCCUUUCCCUUGCGUCGCUAUUGUGUCUGUACUUGUUCGACGAAGCAUCGGCUUGGAGCUAUGCCGGUCUGGCUUUAACUAAAGCAAUAUCCGCUGGCUUUCACAGAGCAAAUGAUCAGUCUGAGGUUGCAGACACGACAUCCACGGCUUUCUGGAGUCUUUACACCUUGGAUCGUGCAUUUGCGGUUGUACUUGACCGACCGCUGAGCGUCGAAGAUGGAGACAUGACCAUCCAACUGCCACUCGCUGCUCCACUGACACACAGUGGCCAGGUGGGUGUUGACAUCCGAGCUCUAUCAUCGUGGACGGUUCAUUAUUCACACAUGUUCUCUUCAUGGAAGCGCAAUACGGCUGCUGGCGAUGAUUUGGUCACUCGGCUGGCAACACUCACGUGUUGGUAUGACAGCUGCCGCGAGAUAGAGCUUGUUGGAGGCAGCAUAAGCUCGGAGGAGAACGCCAGCUAUAUCUUGACACAAGCUAUCGAGUCGCAACUUACCUGCCGCGCAUUAGUUCACCUCUUCUACGAAUCUGUCCUUGGACAUGCACAGUCGACUUCACUUUUGCAUUGCACCGAGAAGCUUGAAGCUGAAGUCCCGCAAUUCUUCGCGGCAUACAAGGCGGCUUUGGUUGCACAUGUUCUUGCGCCUACCAUUCUGGAUUUGUGGACCAUCUUCAGUACGACUGUGACCUUCGUCGCUACACGUCAACCGAAAUUACUGGGACAGCUGCCGGACGCUGCGCGGCCUGCAUUCGCAAUCAGCGUCGCCACUAUGAAAGUAGUAUUAGCUUGUGAAGACCUGAUCCGUGUCAUCAGCGUCAGAAAUCGUGCCGUAUAUGGCCUCCAAGAAGUCCUCUGGAGCUUCCUGGAUGCCCUCGAAAAAUCCAGUCAACGCCCUGCUGGUCGGGCACCGUCCACAGACAGACCCAACCACAGCGAAUCCUUCAAUUCAGCCGUGUCUCGAUGUCAGCUGCCGAUACCUCGCCCUCUAAAGCACCUCAUGGAUUUGGCACUAACCGCGGAUUGA